Molecule: messenger RNA, 570 nt
Organism: Trichogramma pretiosum
Lineage: Eukaryota; Metazoa; Arthropoda; Insecta; Hymenoptera; Trichogrammatidae
Product: pro-resilin-like
Exons: 2
Coding region: 1-570 (189 amino acids)
Cellular component (GO): extracellular matrix
Source: RefSeq, a predicted model, not a curated record
AUGAUCGGCGGAGCUUUGGGCAGUCUCGAACCAUCUUCGGGAUACAGCUACGAAGCACCACCCAAUCGCUUGUAUUUACCUUCAGAAGCUGAGCCACCGAAUCGCUCAUAUUUACCUCCAGCGUCAGGUUCAUCAUCGGACUUGGAGGACAUUCUGAGACGUCAGCAAUCGACAUAUCCAACAGCGGACUACUCGUUCUCGUACGCAGUGAGAGACGAGAAGGCACCUUCUGGCAGAAACGCAUUUCACAGCACAUCGCCGUCGUUCUACGGUCAACAGGAGCGCCGGCACGGCUCGAUGACUCGCGGCUCUUACCACGUUUUACUGCCAGACGGUCGUCUUCAAUUGGUCGAAUAUGAGGCGGACGAGCGAGGCUUUCGCCCGAGGAUUACGUACAAGCAGACUGGACAGGCUAAGAAGUCUGUGUCUGGCGCCGCUUAUGCGACUUAUCGUCGCCCUGCCAGCGCUGCCGCUGCUGAUUCUGUUCCCUAUUUUCCGACGGUAUCGAGCUAUCGCACGACCACACCGGCUUAUACAGCUCGAUCCAACAAUCUUUACCUCUAUUCGUAG